Theileria orientalis strain Shintoku is the source of this 891-nucleotide messenger RNA. RefSeq names its product exosome complex exonuclease. Gene Ontology annotation, biological process: nuclear polyadenylation-dependent rRNA catabolic process; U5 snRNA 3'-end processing; U4 snRNA 3'-end processing. Bases 1 to 891 code for a protein of 296 amino acids. The record is from RefSeq and is a predicted model, not a curated record. The transcript is spliced from 7 exons. Lineage: Eukaryota; Apicomplexa; Aconoidasida; Piroplasmida; Theileriidae. Gene Ontology annotation, cellular component: cytoplasmic exosome (RNase complex); nuclear exosome (RNase complex).
AUGUUGAGGGAAGAUAACGAGAUUGAUUUUAUACAGAACAUUAGUCCGGACGUGUCGACGUUGUUAAUAGGACAAGAGUGCCUGAAAAAAGGCCUGAGAAUAGAUGGAAGGUCGCUGGAUUCUCACCGCCACGUGAGUAUAGAGUUCAACGGAUCACCAGGAAGCGUAACAAUAUCGUUCGGAAAUACAGUAGUGUUUUGCUGCAUAUCGCAAGAAAUAGUAGAGCCGAAUUUUGAAAGACCAAACGAAGGAUUUCUCUACUUUAAUGUGGAACUCUCACCAUUCACGUCGGAAAACUAUGAUCCAGGAAAAACCUCAGACUCGGAGAAUAACUUAAUAUAUUUCCUUGAAAAUAUAUUUAAGGAGUCGUCAUUUUUGGAUCUAGAAACGCUGUGCGUAAAGAGCGGAAAGGAGGUGUGGGCGUUAAGAGUAUAUGUGCACGUGCUACAAGACGAUGGAAACCUCCUAGGAGCGUGCUCGUUCGCAGCACUGGCAUCACUAUCGCAAUAUCGCAAACCAAACCUACAGGAAUCAGAAGAGUUCACAUACUCGUCCUACAUGUUGUGGCACAAAGGAGUACCACUCAGCAUAUACAAUAUGCCAAUAAUGAUGACAGUGUCAAUAAUGGAAGGACAAGACCAAUACGUUCUCGACGCAAACGCAUUCGAAGAAAAAAUAUUAAACACACAAAUAUCGAUACUAUAUAACCAAUUUGGAGAAGUGUUUUGGACAUAUAAAUACGGGUCGACGCCAGUGGGAUUGGAAACAUUCGAAGGAGCAGUCUCGGUCUCAAAAAACAAAGCAAUAAAACUAUACUCGCUUCUGAAACAUGAACUUGAAAAAAAUAGUGAAAUGUUGAAGAGUCUACUGAUGUGUAUCCAGUCACAGUAA